AUGAGCUACUCACCCCAUCCCCAAUACUCUUCUCACAAUUUCCCAUCUCAAUUAAACGUGAACACAAUCGACGAUGGAGUCUAUCGACCGAUUCCACAAAGAAGCCCGCUUACAAAGCAAGUAAAUCAACUUGCCUACGAGAUCCCGAAGAACAAAUACGCGCAGAAUCCGUGGAAUUAUGCACCCGAGUUUUUGAAGGUGAUGGGUGAUGUACGAACGCAUGUUGGUGGAAAAGCCGUUUUUGACUGUGUCCUUCUCGGAAGCCCUCGACCGAGAGUGACAUGGCUCUUCAAUGAUGACAAGAUGAUUUUCAACGAUGUGGAGAUUGUCGACAAUUGCGAUGUUUGUCGUUUAGUCAUCCCAUACGUUCAACCAUAUCAUUUUGGUCAAUUCACUGUUCUCUGCGAAAACGAAGUUGGUCGUGCGAUUGCUAGCGCUGAAUUGCUACCUUAU
Molecule: messenger RNA, 453 nt
Organism: Mesorhabditis belari
Lineage: Eukaryota; Metazoa; Nematoda; Chromadorea; Rhabditida; Rhabditidae
Source: the annotation of a GenBank genome assembly